AUGGCUACUGUCGACCAGAAAGUCCCCAAAGCCAGCCCAGCUAAUACGAACCUUGCAGUUGUCAUCGAUGGCUGGGGUGUUGCAGGCCCCAACUCCCCACCCCAGGGAGAUGCCAUCGCUGCCGCCGAGACCCCGCAUAUGUCCGGCUUCGCCGAGGCCAACUCCAAGACCGCCCAGGGUUACUCUGAGCUCGAUGCCUGCUCCCUCGCUGUUGGUCUCCCCGAGGGCCUGAUGGGCAACAGUGAAGUCGGUCACUUGAACAUCGGUGCCGGCCGUGUUGUCUGGCAGGACAGUGUCCGCAUUGACCAGACCCUCAAGAAGGGUGAGAUGGGCAAGGUUCCCAGCGUGGUCAAGUCCUUCACCCGUGCUAAGGAAGGCAAUGGACGUCUGCACCUUCUGGGUCUGGUCUCCGACGGUGGUGUUCACUCGAACAUCACCCACCUGUUUGCCUUGCUCGAUGUCGCCAAGGAGAUGAAGAUCCCCGAGGUCUACAUUCACUUCUUCGCUGAUGGUCGUGACACCGACCCCAAGAGCGCUGACAAGUUCAUGCAGCAGCUGCUCGAGAAGACCAAGCAGAUUGGUCUCGGUGCUGUUGCCACCGUCGUCGGUCGCUACUACAUCAUGGACCGCGACAAGCGCUGGGAGCGUGUUGAGGUCGGCCUCAAGGGUCUGGUUACCGGUGAGGGCGAGGACAGCUCGGACCCUCUCCAGACCAUCAAGGAGCGCUACGAGAAGAAGGAGAACGACGAGUUCUUGAAGCCUAUCAUUGUUGGCGGCAAGGAGCGCCGUAUCCAGGAUGACGAUACCCUCUUCUUCUUCAACUACCGCUCUGACCGUGUUCGUGAAAUCACCCAGCUGCUGGGUGAUUACGACCGUUCUCCCCGCCCUGACUUCCCCUACCCCAAGAACACCUCCCUCACCACCAUGACUCAGUACAAGACCGAUUACACCUUCGAUGUUGCCUUCCCCCCUCAGCACAUGGGUAACGUUCUGGCCGAGUGGCUCGGCAAGAAGAACCUCAAGCAGUGCCACAUUGCUGAGACCGAGAAGUACGCUCACGUCACUUUCUUCUUCAACGGUGGUAUCGAGAAGGACUUCCCCGGCGAGACCCGUGACAUGAUCCCCUCGCCCAAGGUUGCUACCUACGAUCUUGACCCCAAGAUGAGCGCUGCCGCUGUUGGCACCAAGAUGUCUGAGCGUCUUAGCGAGAACAACUUUGACUUUGUCAUGAACAACUUCGCUCCUCCCGAUAUGGUUGGCCACACUGGCGUGUACGAGGCCGCUAUCCAGGGUGUUGCUGCCACUGAUAAGGCUAUUGGUGAGAUCUACGAGUCCUGCAAGAAGAACAACUACGUUCUCUUCAUCACCGCCGACCACGGAAACGCCGAGGAGAUGAUCAACGAGAAGGGCACCCCCAAGACCUCUCACACUCUCAACAAGGUUCCCUUCGUCAUGGCCAACGCCCCCGAGAGCUGGAGCCUCAAGAAGGGUGGUGUCUUGGGUGACGUUGCGCCCACUGUUCUGGCCGCUAUGGGCAUUGAGCAGCCCGAGGAAAUGACCGGCGAGAACUUGCUCGUCAAGGCCUAA
Penicillium brevicompactum is the source of this 1587-nucleotide messenger RNA. Its product is annotated as phosphoglycerate mutase, 2,3-bisphosphoglycerate-independent. Gene Ontology annotation, cellular component: cytoplasm. The record is from RefSeq and is a predicted model, not a curated record. The coding region runs from base 1 to 1587 and encodes 528 amino acids. Lineage: Eukaryota; Fungi; Ascomycota; Eurotiomycetes; Eurotiales; Aspergillaceae. Gene Ontology annotation, molecular function: manganese ion binding. The transcript is spliced from 4 exons. Gene Ontology annotation, biological process: glucose catabolic process.